AUGACCAAUCAUGCAUCCCAGACCGCCGAUUCCCCAUCGGGACGUUCCGCCCAAGCGAUUCGCCUUUGGAUUCCGGUGAUUGAGCACGAGAAAGCUAUAAAACGAGAACAAAAAAGAGCCGAUGGUUUGGAGGCUGACAAUUGCCUGCUGCGUGAGCGUCUCGAAAUGACUCGCACGGGAGGUUUCUAUUUAUGGCCUUUCGGCAGAAUCGACCAGCAGGCAGACAACCAAACCGCCGGUAUUGGGGAGAUGCAGGCUGAGAACUUCCGUCUUCGCCAGCAGCUCGAAAAACAAACCUCGUCCAUCGAUGCCUACAUAAAGGGUCAAGAGCAAGCCAAGACCAGAGUGAGCGAGCUUGAAAAGAAGAACUCGAGCUUGGGACGCCAAGUUAAGAAGGUUCAAGCCGGAGUGUGCGAGCUGGAGGAGAACAAUUCGCAGUUGAAACGCCAAGUCGAGAAGGGUCAGAAAGACUACGAGAAUGAUAUUAAACAGCACGCCAACUACAUCAACAAACUCCAACACAAGAUCAAGGUCUUGAAGGAGCAAGUGGCUGCUAGGGAUGUUGUCAACGCCGGAAGUCAGCGCAUCGCCAACGCCAGCAAGGUCUCUGACGACGCAAUCCUCGCUAUUUGGAACCAAAUGGCGUACAACGUCCGAAGCAUCGUUGCGUCUCUUCUCACACACUGUCCCUCAAAAGAAGAGGUGGUAAGGGUUGUAAGGCUUGUCCCCUGCAGGGUUUCCAAAUUAAUCAAAGCCGACUUCGCCCUCGUCCAAAAUGACGACAUCAGAUCGUCAAUUGUGGAGAGACAUCUGUGGCUCGCAGUGUCCGAUGUAAUUGACGGUGACAGCUGUGACCAAUCUAUGGAUGUCUGGGGAGGCCUUGCAGGAACCCAUCUUCAGUUGGCGUUCCGCGCCUUGCUCGGCUCUCAAAACAAAGAUGCUGAGGCACUUCUUCGCUGGAAAGCUGAAGGCUCCGGUAUGAUUGAGAAGAUCACAGGUGUCGACAAGAAAGCCCUCGGUCGUCUGGCCCAGGAGCAAACCCACGCCUUCUCCGUUUUCAUGCCCCGAGACAAGCAGAAGGAUUUGUUGGCAGUGAAAGGACUCUGUGAAGACCUCGAAAAGAUUUUUGAUCUGGCUGUUCAGCUCCACUCAAUUUUCAUGUGUUCCAGAGCUCAUUUCGAGAUUCGAUGGGUUCAUGAUCUCAGCAGAUCAAAGAACAAGAAACUCUUCUACAGAGCAGAGUCGAUGGAUGCGGAGGCGUGGGAGGUCGAACUCAAUGAAAAUUCCGUCGUCUAUUUCGGUAUUUCGCCGGGCCUGUUGAAGUUUGGCACCGCAAACGGGGUUGAUUACGACAAGAGCAAACUGCUGGUCAAGGACCGGGUGGUUUGCAAAUAG
This is a messenger RNA of Colletotrichum destructivum, 1395 nucleotides long. RefSeq lists its product as uncharacterized. The transcript is spliced from 2 exons. The record is from RefSeq and is a predicted model, not a curated record. The coding region runs from base 1 to 1395 and encodes 464 amino acids. Lineage: Eukaryota; Fungi; Ascomycota; Sordariomycetes; Glomerellales; Glomerellaceae.